AUGCGGCAAUCAUUUGUUGCACUGAAGUAAGCUUGAAUGAAUCCGCAGUGAUGUAGUCGCGGGGCUCUUACUCAUACCUACACCUAGCUAACGUCAUACAAAAGUGCUAAAGAAUAGAAGCAGAAAGAGGGAGAAAAGAGAAAGAACGCUCCAUCGAUGUCGAGUAUUAGAUCACAGAAAUAUCGGAUUACAUUUACAGCAAAGUUCAACGCAAGCAUGUCGUACAGGCACCGGCGUUACGUACAACCGAUCUGCGCGGCGAAGUAUGUUCCUUUACACGGUCAUGUGGGUGUGGUGGUUCUACGCAACUGGUACCGAGCAUGCCCAUCAGCUGGACGGUGCUUGCGUGCUUGCUGAUCCAGCGUACGAGCGUGCAACUGACGGCACUGUGGACAUGGCAGCGGUAACGGACGGGGACGCGUCGUCCCAGUUGGAAAAUUGGAUGGGGAACCUGCCGGAGGAACUGCAAAAUGUACCACUAAACCAUCUAGCCAUACCAGGAUCACAUGACAGUUGCAGCUAUACCAUAUCGCCACAAGCGGAAAUAGCACCAGACAAUGAAUAUUACGGUAACAAACUCUUGAAACUGCUCGGGCCCAUUGGGAAGCAAAUUAUGUACAGCUGGUCAGUCACUCAGAACAUCACUACUAAGGAGCAGUUGCAAGCUGGUAUCCGCUACUUCGACAUAAGGAUAGCUGUCAGGAAAGAUCCCAAAGAUGAAAAUUUGUACCUUAUACACGGACUUUUUGGCGCCGUCGUCGACAACUUCCUCGUUGAAGUCAAGGAGUUCUUGGAAAGCCACAAAAAGGAAGUCAUACUGGUUCAUUUCCAACAUUUCUACAACAUGACAGACACUGACCACAACCGCCUCCUAAACAAGUUGACAAGUGCAUUUGGGCCACUUAUGUGCCAGUUCACCACAGACCUGGACAACAUCACUCUUGCAUCCCUGUGGCGACGUGGAUAUCAGAUGAUCACCUUCUACGGUCAUGAGAAGUUGGCCAAGUACCAUCCAUAUCUUUGGCCUACAAGCUAUAUACCGAACCCUUGGCCAGAUGAUGAUGACGCAACACGCCUGGUUACUUUUUGGAACCAAACUUUGCAGCAGGGACGUGAUCCCAAAACGUUUUUUGUGCUUCAGGCUGUGGGCACUCCUCAACCUUCAACGGUCACCAUGCAUAUCUGCAACAGCCUCAGGGUCUACAUAGUCCCCAAGGUAAAUGCAGUCCUGGAAAGCUGGCUUUCCAGUCAAGUGCCCGGAAAUGGCAAUCACACGUGCAAUGUCAUCAUGUCCGAUUUUGUGGAGAUUAACAACUACAGAAUUCCAAAAAUGGUGGUGGAGAUGAAUCGGAAGCUUCUGCAAAGUACGUCUGCCAGUGCAGGAGACGAAAUGGUGUGACCUGGAGGUGAAAGCAGGCUGUUGACUCUCCAGCAACUCUGCUUACGCUGCCUUCGCAUGCUGCUGCAAGAAAUUAUUGUACUUUGCUGUGCCAGCAAAAAAAAAAAAAAUCCUUGUAUAUAUAGGGGCAUUUUUUGCUGCUGGGCAAUGGUUGUUAAAAGCAGACACAACACAAAGAUCCUUUCUCUUUGUGUCAUGCACUUUGCUGUUCCAGAAAAAGAAAGAAAGAAGCUUUGUAUAUAAAGGGGCACAAUGUGCUGCUGGGCAAUGCUUGUUAUAAGCAGACACACCAGAAAUAUCUUUUUUUUUUCUUUGUAUCACUGAUCUGUCCAGCAUUACUUUGCUGAUCAGACCUGAAUAGGCCUGGACACUCAACACAAGCCAGAAUUCUCGCAGCAGUGUGGACAGUUUCAGAAGCGCUCUCAUUAACUGUAACAUCUGGCUAGUAUGUCUGCUUUUAACUCCCCUUUGCUUAAUGUGCCUCAUGUUUAAGUGAAGAAGCGCGACAUAGUCUAAAAGCAUUUUGCAUGGCACACGCUUGCUCAGCACAGGUCACUUUUCUUACUCAUCUUAAUGCGAUGCUUUUAUCUGAGGUAAUGCAAGUUGUUGGUGCCUGCCCAUGUUGCAAUAACGUCUUUUUAUCACCUUUUUGCUUACAAGGCCACAACCCAUUAUAAUUUUAGCUCAUCAGCAGGCAAAGCAAAACUGUUCCAUUUUAUACCAUGAUGCAAAGAUCCUGAAUGUUAUGACGUUGUCUGUUGAAUGUAGGGUCCCACGAAGAACAAUGUUGCGAAUCGCUGUGUUGGCAUGUUUUUCAUAUUAUACAAAAAGUUCCACAGAUUAUUUGGGCUGUACACCCACUUGCUAAUGGUGAACUGUGAACUGGGAGGGUUGGUAGCUGCAAAGGAGGGGAGGGGGAAUUUCCUCCUAUGGACAGCGCAAUUUUUUCUCAAGGUGGAACCCCCCCAAUUAUUGAGUGUCAGAAGAGUACUUGUCAUUCCCACGUGCUCUCCCAAGAACCGACUGUGACCAGUGCUGCUUGGCUUCAUCGAUCUGACAAACACUGGCAUAUUCAGCAGGAGAUAACCAACUGAUAUCAUGCUGAAUAUGCUGUCAUCAUCAGAUCACCACAGCAGAGCCCAAACUCACUGGUUUGGGUACCUGCAGAAUGCUGCCAACAGGCAAAGGAUAUAUCACUGUCUUAAGGGGGCCCUGCGACACUCUAAACUCUGUGGAGUGAGUGCAAUGCUGAUCAAUUAAUAUACUAUUUACUAAUAAAUUUUUGAAAAGAACCUAAUAUUAAGAGAGAUAUAAAGAGUGCAAUGCUUACUUUUACCAUUUACCAUCAGCACAAUUAUUAACGUUUCCAUUCUGCUGGGGCAGUGCCUUGCCUAUUCUGUUUCUUACUUUUCUUCUUUCCCUGGUGCACUUAUGCUACCAAUAUGUAAUGUGUGUCAUUUUAAAAUGGUGAUGAUAACCAUUCAAGAUUGACAUUUGAGAAAGGGGUGGUGACAGGACACUUCACCUACUAGAAUAUUGGAGGGUUGUGUGCGAAGUGCAAGGCUUUCGCUCAUGAGCAACUCAUUGUUAUGGACAAUCGCUCAAUGACUGCGGAAAAUGGGGGGGUGGGCUUGAAAGCCGCAGAAGAGAGUGAGCAAUCUCUUACGCAAAAUUGUGGACUCCCUGCAACAUGCAGUUGAAUAAUAUUUGACUCGCAUGUUCAUGAUGGCAUUGUCAUCAGAGCGUGAACACUUUCUGUGUUAAAAAAUGUUGCAGUGGCCCUGUAACCAUGAUAAGUUUGUUAAUCAUGAGCACCAGCAUCUGUGCCUAUGCAGAACAACUUGUAGGCAAUGUUUCAAAGUAGGGAACCAAAUUCCAAAAGCACAAAAGAAACAUUUCACUAAGUAAGCUGUGUCCUUUGCUGUGUUGACCAGCAUAUCGAGCUAUGCUGAAGUGAAGACUUUUUAUUGCCUAACAAGUCCUGUACGUCGAUGUAUUUCGUGUAUGUAUGACCAGUUGACUGUUGGCAUGACUGUUAGCAUGAAUUGAAAUGCACACAGAUCAGAAAACGCUGGAACAUGCCUCUGCAUUUCUAUGUUCAUUGCUGUGUGUGACACUAUGGCAUGAUUUAUAGCUGGAUAUUGUGAGUUUAGGGAACACGGAAUGUUUGAGGACUGGCUACGCUCUGGUGUGUGCCACAUUUUACUUCUGCAUAAUCACACAUAAUAUGUGUUCUGCUUCACUUUUCCUUGUUUGAAUUUGAUCUUGUGGAAGAAAAGUACACCAAUAAGUCUAGGUGGUGGUAUUGAACUGUUAGACAAUGACACAUUAUUUUGUUAUGCAAUGUGUAACAUGCUAUGUGCAGUCUGAUCAUCAUGAAGACUGUGGUCACAUCAUCAUGUAUCAGGCAAUUUCCUACAGAAAGCUUCAUUGCACCUUUAAAAUUUUAUCGUGCUAGA
Molecule: messenger RNA, 3858 nt
Organism: Dermacentor albipictus
Lineage: Eukaryota; Metazoa; Arthropoda; Arachnida; Ixodida; Ixodidae
Product: PI-PLC X domain-containing protein 3
Biological process (GO): lipid metabolic process
Molecular function (GO): phosphoric diester hydrolase activity
Source: RefSeq, a predicted model, not a curated record